Molecule: messenger RNA, 2511 nt
Organism: Huiozyma naganishii CBS 8797
Lineage: Eukaryota; Fungi; Ascomycota; Saccharomycetes; Saccharomycetales; Saccharomycetaceae
Exons: 1
Coding region: 1-2511 (836 amino acids)
Biological process (GO): DNA integration
Molecular function (GO): nucleic acid binding
Source: RefSeq, a predicted model, not a curated record
AUGCCAUUCGGGCUCACAAACGCGCCAGCUACGUUCCAACGGUUGAUGAACCAUGUCUUACGCGACUUCAUCCACAAAUUCUGUGUGCUAUACCUUGACGACAUUCUGAUAUACUCCGAGUCAAUAGAAGAACACGAAGUCCAUCUGAGACAAGUGUUCGACAAGCUAAGAGAACAUCAAUUACAUGCUAAGGCCUCUAAAUGUCAAUUAUUUCUGAAGAAAAUAGCGUUUUUGGGUUAUGUAAUUGAUGAAAAUGGAAUUCACUCGGACCCCGAAAAGGUCAGUUGUAUAAAGGAAUGGAGUAUACCCAAAACUGACAAGGACUCUCAGAGAUUUUUAGGUUUGGCUGGUUAUUAUAGACGGUUCGUACCGGGGUUUUCGGCAAUCGCUGCUCCCUUAAAGGACUUCGCGGUACAUUAUGGUAAUCGAGAAACUCCGGUGAGAUGGGGACCCAAACAACAAACAGCAUUCGAUGAAUUGAAGUCCGCGUUAACGAAUGCACCAACUCUUAAACCUUUCGAUCCGACUAAAGAAGUGGUUAUUACCACAGAUGCUAGCGACCACGCAAUUGGUGCCACCCUUAAAAUAUACGAUCAGCGUAAACUGAUUGGGGUAGUAUCCUUCCUGAGCCGAUCGCUUAGAGGUCACGAGUUGAAUUGGCCCGUCCGGGAGAAAGAGUUCUUCGCGGUCGUACACGCCUUACAUAAAUGGCGACAUUACGUGCCAGGAAAGGAGUUCACACUCAGAACAGACCAUCAAUCCCUUCAGCACAUUAUGAAGAAGAAAGGAUUCAAGCUACGCCUGACCAGGUGGUNNNGAAACGAUGUUGCAGAAUUCAAUUUCAAAAUUGAAUACAUCCCGGGUAAGAAGAAUCACGCCAAUCCACUAUCUAGAUUGAACGUCAUGGAAUCAACUGUUUCACCACGAGAGGUAAGCCUCACGGUGUUGGCUCCGGCGUACAUCACCACGCUGAAAAAAGAAUACCAAAAAGACAAGAGGUUUCGUGAAAUUUACGACACCCUCAAAUAUGACAGAGAUCCUCCGAAGGAAUUGGCAACAAUCAUGAAACAUUAUGAGUUACGGGAGGGGUUAUUAAAUUAUUCUAAUCCUAAACCCUUUUCAAACAGACUGGUACUGCCCCGAGGUACCAUUCGGGCUGCUAUUCUAGAACUUCACCAUGAUUCACAUCUCGCAGGACACCCCGGACCUUUCCGGACAUACCAAAACUUAUUCCACGACUACUAUUGGCCCAACAUGGUGCAGACCAUUCAGCGAUACGUUACUACCUGCAAAAACUGUCAAGCCAACAAGCACGUCCGAUUACUAGCUGCCGGUGUUUUCCAACCGCUCAACGUUCCGAAAAGGCCAUGGUCCUCCAUUAGUAUGGAUUUUGUUUCAGGUAUGGCGAAAGUUGACGGUUUUGACGCCGUGCUAGUAGUGGUUGACCGAUUAACGAAGAUGGCAGUUUUCAAAGCCGUUAGUAAGAACGACCAGGCAAAAGAUGUGGCCGACCAUGUCAUAGACAACGUGAUUUGCCACCACGGUUUUCCAGAGGAAAUAGUAUCCGACAAAGACGCAAAGUUCACCGGUAUCAUGUGGGAUCGGUUCGCGCAACGACUCAGAAUUAAACUCAAGUUCUCAACAGCAUACAGCCCGGCCAGUAAUGGCCAGGUGGAACGAACCAACAGCACUAUGAAUGACCUUCUGAAAUCUCUUGGCGAAGCUUACCCAGAGCACUGGCCGAUGUUUGUCGCUACGGCCCAGUUCUGUUACAACAACACGUACCACACCAGUAUCAAAAUGACGCCGUUCUUUGCAAACUAUGGAUUCCAUCCCAGAUUACCGGGCUUCACGAACGAAUUGUCAAGGACGUCAAUUCCGAAUGAGGAGGAUUCACACACGAGUACUGACGGUAGAGCGCAGCUUGACUACCAACUGCAAGCUUUACAAAACAUCUUGCUAUCCACACAACAGAAUAUGUCAGAGGCACAAGACCAACAAUCAAUACCUUUCAACAGAAGACAUCGGCAAGUCAGUUUCAACGUUGGAGACGAAGUAUUGGUCCAUAAGAAGGCGUACAACAGAGCAGCACACAUGAAGUUUCAUCAUUUAUNNNAGUAUGGUCCUUUUAAGAUUGUUAAUGUCGCUCACGGACAAAGCUAUCAGUUGGCACUUCCAAAGAAUAAAAGGAGGAGGACGAGCAUGUUUCACGUAAAUGUCCUCAAGAAAUACGAACCCAGAAUCAACAACGCUGUGGAUGCGCCUCCAGAGGAACAAGAAAAGAUUAAACAACGUUUGGAUGAAAUUGAAAAAGUACUGGAGCUCCACGCAGACGGUUCAUGCGAGGUCCGUUGGAGAAAUGCUGAAAUAUGGGAUACCUCUAACAUUAGAGCGAAAUGGAUUGUACAUUCCUUAUAUGCCAAGUUACUCGAUCCUUUCAAGACGGAAACAGGAUGGCAGGCUUUCAGAGUGGAGGAUAGCUGUGGGACCAGCUUUUCCAGUACCCGGUAG